AGUGUGUGUGGUUUCAAGAUGGCUGCGGAGGAUCUCCCGUCUCAAUUUGAUGUUGUCAUUCUCGGAACAGGCCUCACUGAGUCUGUCAUUGCUGCGGCCUGCUCCAGAGUUGGACAAAGUGUUUUGCAUCUGGACAGGAGGAACUAUUACGCUGGAAACUGGGCAAGCUUCACUUUUAAUGGCCUGCUGUCGUGGAUUGAGGAAUAUAAGAAUCAGCAGGAGCUUCAGAUCACAGAGUCGGAGCAAGAAUGGAGGAGCUUGAUUGAAGAUGGGGAAGAAGUGGUGCCUCUUAACUCUGUCGAUUCUUCUAUUUCCAACUUAGAAGUUUUCUGUUAUGCCAGUGAGGAAGAGGAGCAAGAAGAGGAAACCAAAGACCUGUUAACAUGUCCGAAUGCUGAAACUGUAUCGGAAGAGACCAACAGUGACUCUACAGAAACUCAAGACACGGUUACAAGUGAUGAUGUUACAGAAUCAAAUGUUAAAGUGCAGAAUGAAGAGAAUGAAGAUUCUGCGCCAAAAGAGCAGCUACAUGCAUCGGAUAUUUCUGAACACAGCCAGUCAAUGGAGGAGAAACAGCCCAACAGAAGCCCAGCAGAUCCACCUGCAGAGCUGCAGAAGAAGAUAACAUAUCAAAAGCUGUUGAAAGAGGGACGCCGGUUCAACAUUGACCUGGUCUCAAAGCUGAUGUAUUCACGUGGUGCACUGGUGGAUCUGCUCAUCAAAUCUAAUGUGAGCCGCUACGCAGAGUUCAAGAACAUCGGCCGCAUCCUCACUUGCAGAAAUGGAAAAGUGGAGCAGGUCCCAUGUUCACGGGCAGAUGUGUUUGCCAGCAAGCAGCUGACCGUGGUGGAGAAGCGCAUGCUGAUGAAGUUUCUUACCUUCUGUCUGGACUUUGAGCAGCACCCAGAGGAGUACCAGGAUUACUCAGAGAAACCGUUUAGUGAGUUCCUGAAGAAUAAGAAGCUCACUGAGAACCUUCAAGAUUUUGUCCUGCUCUCAAUCGCUAUGGUGACGCAACAGACCCUCACGGAGGAAGGACUAAAGGCCACACAGCACUUCCUGCGAUGCCUGGGUCGCUACGGCAACACUCCCUUCCUGUUCCCCCUCUAUGGCCUUGGAGAAAUCCCACAGUGCUUUUGCAGAAUGUGUGCUGUAUUUGGAGGAAUUUAUUGUCUGCGACACUCGGUGCAAUGUCUAGUUGUGGAUAAGGAGUCCAACAAAGUUAAAGCAGUGAUUGAUACACGUGGCCAGAAGAUCGGCUGCAGUCAUUUUGUGGUUGAAGAUUCCUACAUCAGAGAGGAGCAAAGAGAGAGCAUCGAUUACAGGCAGAUAUCUCGAGCAGUGUUAAUCACAGACAGAUCUGUGCUGCCUUCAGAAUCUGACCAGCAGAUCUCUUUGGUGACCGUUCCUCCUGUGGAAUCUUCUGGACCAGCUGUGAGGAUGGUUGAGCUGUGUUCGUCCUCCAUGACCUGCAUGCCUGGCACCUGUUUGGUCCACUUGACCUGUUCAUCGUCUGGUACGGCCCAGCAAGAUCUUGCUCCAGUAGUAUCUCAAUUAUUUCACAUUCCCACCACUCCGGGAGAAGAUCCUUCAGAAGGCACAGGGGAGAUAAGCAAGCCUGCAGUGUUAUGGGUCAUGUACUUCAACAUGAGGGACACGUCAGCCAUGGACAGCAGCUGCUACAGCCUACCGAGCAACGUCCACGUGUGCACUGGUCCUGAUGCUGGACUGGGCAGCGACUACUCCAUUAAACUGGCUGAAUCAGUAUUUCACUGUCUCCUCCCUGAUGAGGAGUUCUGCCCGCCUGCACCCAACCCUGAGGACAUCAUCUAUGAUGGUGACGCUCCACAGGCUGAAGGACCAGGGUUUGAUGAGAGUAAUGACACAGAAGCGAAUAAAAUCCAGGCAGAGGAAGAAGGAACCAGCAAUGAGAUGAAUCCUGAGAACUCUGAAGCAGCAGAGAUGGUCAGUGCUGCGCAGGAGACCACGCUGGACACCAAUCCACCGUCUGAAGAGUAACUUCUUUAGAGGUGUUUGAUUCACCGAGCAUGUGAAUUCACAAAUGUGUCAUGUUCUGGAGGGCCAGUAGGUCUCAAAGUUGACGUUUUCAAUCCUGUUAUGUUCUUUUUAUAUAUAUUUUAUGUGCCUUUCUUUUGCAUUUUCACACUCUACACCCUUUAUGCCAUUUUAUUUUGACCGGUAACUGUAAAGCAGGUUAUAAGUUCGCUUUCUAAAAGCCAAAAUGCUGUUCUUUUUCUUUUAUUUCAGAAUGUGUUCUCAAUUUUGCAUGUUCCAAGCAAGGUGCCUAUUAUAUAUAUUUAUUUGAAUGAGGAAAAACACACUUGAUUAUGGCAAGGGAUUGCUACUUUAAAUUUUGUAAAGACUCAUUUUUGUUACAAUCUUCAAUUUCAAAUGUCUAUUCAAAUGCUCUCUUGUCUUAAGUCUGUUUUGCAUCAUUACAUCCAUUAAACCGCUAUAAAUAUAUCAUGCAGAAAUGGUUGCAGGCAUUAAAUCUUUAAUUGACAA
This is a messenger RNA of Danio rerio (zebrafish), 2526 nucleotides long. It is a transcript of the gene chm, whose product is annotated as CHM Rab escort protein. Gene Ontology annotation, cellular component: cytosol; nucleus; Rab-protein geranylgeranyltransferase complex. Gene Ontology annotation, molecular function: GDP-dissociation inhibitor activity. Gene Ontology annotation, biological process: small GTPase-mediated signal transduction; protein targeting to membrane; vesicle-mediated transport. Lineage: Eukaryota; Metazoa; Chordata; Actinopteri; Cypriniformes; Danionidae. The record is from RefSeq and is marked validated.